This is a messenger RNA of Spodoptera frugiperda (fall armyworm), 1298 nucleotides long. RefSeq lists its product as uncharacterized. The coding region runs from base 117 to 752 and encodes 211 amino acids. NCBI's taxonomy places the organism in Eukaryota, Metazoa, Arthropoda, Insecta, Lepidoptera, Noctuidae. The transcript is spliced from 3 exons. The record is from RefSeq and is a predicted model, not a curated record.
CUAAAACAGUUGAGAGCUUCGCAGACCGAAUACUCACCAGUCACCAGAGUAUAAAACAGCAGCGCACUCUAUUGUGUCAUCACAGACACUUGUGAAACGCUCCGCGAUACAUCAAAAUGUGCUCAGUAAUUUUAUAUUGUAUGAGCGCGUUGCUGGCCACCAGCUUCGCAGCGGAGAUGCAGUGGACCCCAUACAACAGCCUGCUGCAGCAGUACCAACAGGCAUCCUCAUCAUUCCAGGAGGCAGCUCCUCAAAAUGAUCAACAGUUCCAAGCCAGUGACUAUUCCGGCGGGUAUGACUUCGGAGGCAGCAGUGGAGGCCAUGAUGGCGGAGACUUUGGCGGCCACGACUUCGGCGGACACGACCUCAAGUCCCACGUCUACCCAGUACACCAACACGUGGAAGAAGAGAACCCUGAACCCAUCAAGCACUACAAAGAAGUUGUAGUCCCUCUGCCUAAGAACGUAGAGUUCAAAAUCAAUCAGCCAGUGAUCAUCCCUGUGCCGCACCCAAUCCCGAUCCAGGUUCCCGUACCGAAGGCCGUAGUGAUCCCCAUCAUCAAAGAAGUCUCUAUCCCCGUCGAGAAGUCCGUGCCUUACCCAGUGGAGAAGGUUGUUCAUGUACCAAAAGUUAAAGAAGUGCCUUUUGAAGUGGUGAAACAUAUCUUGGUUCCAGUUGAAAAGCCGGUGCCUUUCAAGGUGCCCGUUUAUGAAACUAUCAUCCAUACUAAGAAGGGACAGCACAAGAUUUAAAUGAAGAUUGAAGAGAAACACGCCUUCGGAUGUGCAAAGGACCACUAAAAGUCUUCUAAAAGAAUAUUUGCUACAGAAAAUUUCGCCUCAUAUUUCUAGUUUCCAACCAAUGUGACGUAAUAUCUCAUUGGUCCUUCUGUCCGCAAUUGCAAAAUUGGUCCUUUGUCUCCAAGGAAUAAGAGAGACUGUCAAAAUUUUCCGAUAACUGUCCAGUUUAAUUCUUUAGAACAUUUGGGCAUAUCAUACUUUUUAGCUUUUCUAUGAAAUAUCCUAUUCUUUUACAAAAGUUUCGAAGGAAAAGCAACUCUAUUGUUGUUUACAUAAAGGCCAGAGUUUUCCGUGAUCUAAUGGAAAACAAAUAUGAAUUUGUACGUUUGUUGUUAAAAUAUUGAAGUUUUAUAUUUCAACCUGCCGCCUUGUUAUGUUGUUGUAUUGUUGUUGUACUGUUGUUGUAUGUUGUUGUAUGGGUGACUGUGUGCAUGUGUUGUAAAUAUUACGUUGUUAUUUAGUUCUAAGGUGUAAUAAAGAAUUUGAUAAUGAUUUUUA